UUUACUUGGCUUGCUUUCUGGAUUCUAGGCAUUCAGCAAGCAGCAUAGUAAGAGGGGAAGUUAAAAUGAAGAUGACAUGGAAAAAGAAGAGCGGCAAGAAGCGAGUAGCAAUUCCAAAUCUUCCCUUCGAAGACGAUGAAGAGCAAGAAACACAUUCAAAUCUUCCUUCUUCACUCAAUUCUCAUUCCAAUAAUCAGCCCCAACAAUCCAAUCAAACCCUUGCCGAUGCCUUCGUUCAACAGGGCAACAACCUUGCCGAGGAUGGUAAAUACCGCGAAGCACUUGGAAAAUGGGAGGCUGCUAUUACUUUGAUGCCCGAAAAGGCUAUUUUGCAUGAACAGAAGGCUCAAGUAUUACUUGAAGUCGGAGAAUCUUGGGGUGCUUUGAAGGCAGCUACUCUGAUUUUUUUUUGCUUUGCAGGAGCCACUGAGUUGGAUCCAUCGUGGGCUGAGGCUUGGAUAACACUUGGUAGAGCACAGCUAAAUUUUGGGGAGCCCGACAGUGCAAUGGAAAGCUUUGACAAAGCUUUGGCUAUUAAGCCUGAAUUAGCUGAGGCACAAGAGGAUAGACAAACUGCUAUGCAGCUCAUGAAGAAGAGAAAGCAUCUUCAUACAUCGGGUCUAAGCACCAAUAGCUCUCGCUUUGCCGUUGGUGAUGAAGUCCAAACUGAGUCAGUUGUUGAGCAAGAAACCUGAGUCAUGACUCAUGAGACAUUGAAGAAGAGAGGAGUGUCAUACCAGAGUUACGUCAGCUUGUUUAUUUGCUGUAGUAGAUAACUCUGGUUGUACAGGAGUAUAUGACAAGAGCUUAAGUAUAGGGGUACAACAGUACGACUGUACGAGAGAUUCCGUGUCAUACUUAUAGGAUGUACAUUGAGAUGAUAUGCAACAAACGCCAUCUCUUCGUGUAGUUCUUGAUAGUGAAUUUGGUAGUUUCUGAUGCAUGUUUCUGUGGGUGAUGUUGACAACAAUCUUCUGAUCAAAGCCAAUGUGGUGUAUACUCUAAUUUACUUAGGUUGAUUACGAUCAUAAACGGAGCUAGAGUUGCGCUGUGGAUUAGUUUCUCCAAUUGCGAAAUAUUGCUUUCACUUCUAAAAAGGGGGUUAAAUUUUACCUUUUAUCGUCAUUUGACUGUUUUGAAA
Beta vulgaris subsp. vulgaris (sugar beet) is the source of this 1141-nucleotide messenger RNA. RefSeq lists its product as uncharacterized. Lineage: Eukaryota; Viridiplantae; Streptophyta; Magnoliopsida; Caryophyllales; Amaranthaceae. The record is from RefSeq and is a predicted model, not a curated record. The transcript has 5 exons. Gene Ontology annotation, molecular function: protein binding. The coding region runs from base 66 to 695 and encodes 209 amino acids.